AUGAAGAAUAAAAUGUCCGCUCCCAACGCUGGCCGCCAGUCCCCCGAGCCGGAGAAGCAGACCGGUGCUCAGCAGCAAGACGUUCCCGCCUCCAACAUCAACGAUCAAGGCGCGGCUCCCUCGCAGGGCACCAAGCAAGCGAACGAGGACCAGAAGGCCGGACUCAGCUCAAACCCGACGCACCCGCUGGAGAAGCACGCUGACGAGACGACGAGCAAGAAAUGA
Didymosphaeria variabile is the source of this 225-nucleotide messenger RNA. RefSeq lists its product as uncharacterized. NCBI's taxonomy places the organism in Eukaryota, Fungi, Ascomycota, Dothideomycetes, Pleosporales, Didymosphaeriaceae. The transcript has 2 exons. The coding region runs from base 1 to 225 and encodes 74 amino acids. The record is from RefSeq and is a predicted model, not a curated record.